CGUCCAGCGGUGUACCUCGGCGGGAGGCGGACGGACGACUUCCGGCAAUAAUUGGACGCUGCAGCUCGGUGAGGUUGGUGGCUGCCUCGUCGGAAAGGGACCAGCAGGAGAACUAUGCCAUUUCUGGGUCAGGACUGGAGAUCCCCUGGAUGGAGCUGGAUUAAAACUGAGGAUGGGUGGAAAAGAUGUGAUUCCUGUAGCCAAGAGCUCCGAAACGAGAGUAACCAGUACACCCUCAACCACAGCAUUAUCUUAAAUAAUGGCGAAGAAGAAAUAUUCAACAGCGAGUGUGAGUAUGCAGCCAAGAAGAGGAAGAAAGAGCAUUUCGGAAACAACACAGCCGCUCACAGUUUUUAUCGUGAGAAAUGGAUCUAUGUUCAUAAAGAAAGCACAAAAGAAAGGCAUGGCUACUGUACCCUGGGAGAAGCCUUCAACCGGCUAGACUUCUCAAGUGCAAUCCAGGAUAUCAGGAGGUUCACCUACGUGGUCAAACUGCUGCAGCUGAUUGCCAAGUCCCAGUUAACCUCCCUGAGCGGAGUGGCGCAGAAGAACUACUUCAACAUUUUGGAUAAGAUUGUCCAAAAGGUUCUUGAUGACCAUCAGAACCCUCGCCUCAUCAAAGACCUUCUCCAGGACUUGAGUUCUACCCUCUGCACCCUCGUCCGAGGGGUGGGGAAGUCAGUGUUAGUGGGAAACAUCAACAUUUGGGUCUGCCGCUUGGAAACUGUUCUCAACUGGCAGCAGCAGCUGCAGAAUCUUCAGAUGGCUAAGCAGGUGAACUCUGGCCUCACACUCAGUGACCUGCCCUUGCACAUGCUGAACAACAUCCUGUACCGUUUCUCAGACGGCUGGGAUAUUGUCACCCUGGGCCAGGUGACACCAACACUGUACAUGCUCAGUGAAGACAGGCGGCUGUGGAAGAAACUAUGUCAGUACCACUUUGCAGAGAAGCAGUUUUGUAGGCACUUGAUCCUUUCAGAGAAAGGUCACAUCGAGUGGAAGCUGAUGUACUUCACUCUGCAGAAGUACUACCCCACUAAAGAGCAGUAUGGGGACACCCUCCAUUUCUGUCGCCACUGCAGCAUUCUCUUCUGGAAGGACUACCAGCUUGCUUGGUUGUUGAAGGACUCGGGACACCCCUGCACCGCGGCUGACCCCGACAGCUGCUUCACGCCUGUGUCCCCUCAGCACUUCAUUGACCUCUUCAAGUUUUAAUGGUGCCCUCAGCUCUGGACCCUCUUCCACAGUUGUCCCUUGUGCUUUCUGUGUGUCUUGUAGUUGGUGUGAGUGUUCUGUGACACAAAUGACGGUCUGUGGCUGGCUGUGCCUGUGUGAGGACCCGGAAGACGCUCUGGCGGUCCUGUGGCACCGUGAGAGUGGAGACCACAAAGCCAUUUGUACUUCUUUCUUGAAACUCUUCCAAGCAAAUGCAUUUGCAGUUUUGUAUAUUUUUAAAUAUGGAUCAGAGAAAGUUGUGGAUAUUCAGCCCCACGUCCUGUGCUGAACUGACAUGCACAACGGGGUUACGCUCCUUAGUUGUCUGAUGAGUUUUCCGUCAUCUCGUAAUUGGGAUGAAGGGCAGAACAGUUGAACCUUGUAAAUACGUUAUGCAGAAUAUUUAUUUUUCUUAAAAUGUAUUUUCACAACCUCUGUGGCUGUGCCCAAAUGAUUCCUCACUGAACACAAGGUAAGCCGAGGAACUUGCUUGGCAUGCUGUCUCACUACAGUGGGUAGGUUUGGGAACCCCAUGCUGUGUUCCUGGGAACCCCUGCCUUGUGGCCAUCAUACAUCCAUACAUGGGAUGUGGGCUCCAAACCAGAACAGGGCCUCUGCCAAGGAGCUAGAAACAGCCUAGGGAGGCCUGAACGUGACAUGUAGGAGUUACUUUCACGAGUAAAGUAAUAAACCAUGUUUAUCUACUGAUUCAGCUUCGUCAAAUUUACAUCUAACUGAAUGGUGUUGUCUCUAAAAUAUUGCUGUUUUGUUUUAAAAAUAAUGCAUGUGCACUUUAAAAUUUUUGGAAAUAAAAGUAUAUGAAAGAAAAUGAAAUAGUUUUUCCCCAGAAGGUAACUGUGCUUGCUGAGAAGGAUACAUAGUGUUGCCCCCAGCAGGGGUGGCCACAGUGCAUUGCUGUGUACGUUCAUCUUCAAUUGAGUCGGGAGCCCAAAGCACUUUCCAAGGACAUUAAAAUUCAUAACUGCAUUUUUAUAGAUAUGGUUCAAAAUUUCCCUUUCCAGCCUCACACUGCCCCCAGCUGACAGCACAGCCCAGAACAACAUCUGUAGUUACCAGCUUAGCUGCUUUGACACGGUACCGACACCCCGCCAUCUCGUGCACACUAAAAUCGGCGUGUUUUAAAACCGUCAGCAUCCUGCCUGCCAUUCAUAACCAGAGAAUUCAGUACUGUCUGAGAACCUGGCUUCUAUCAACUUCACAGACCCAUGUGGAUGGAGCAGCGUUCACACAGCAGGUGGGCGCGGCCGGUUUUCUGUAAGCAGCAGCCACAGAACGCACCUUCUGCAUAGUUCUUGGAUGUGUUUCUUGUGGCCCUCUCUGUUUUCUUUGGGGACUUGGUCGUGUGUGUGUGUGUGUGUGU
Microtus ochrogaster (prairie vole) is the source of this 2596-nucleotide messenger RNA. It is a transcript of the gene Fbxo25, whose product is annotated as F-box protein 25. Gene Ontology annotation, biological process: protein ubiquitination. The record is from RefSeq and is a predicted model, not a curated record. Gene Ontology annotation, molecular function: protein binding. Gene Ontology annotation, cellular component: nucleus; cytoplasm; SCF ubiquitin ligase complex. NCBI's taxonomy places the organism in Eukaryota, Metazoa, Chordata, Mammalia, Rodentia, Cricetidae.